Molecule: messenger RNA, 2296 nt
Organism: Leptopilina boulardi
Lineage: Eukaryota; Metazoa; Arthropoda; Insecta; Hymenoptera; Figitidae
Exons: 2
Coding region: 1438-1923 (161 amino acids)
Source: RefSeq, a predicted model, not a curated record
UUAAUGUAUGUUUAUAAAUAAACAAAUGGCAAGCAAUUUUUCAAUAAAAAACACGAUUUUUUUAGUUUUAUUUUUGAUUUAUGAAUUUUUUUGGGCACUUUACCGAAAAAGAAUAUGUUUUAUUGAUACAUAUAUCGUGGCAUGGAUAGUCAAGCUUCAAGGUAAGAGUAUUUUUGAAAUUUUAUUUCAAAAUGGCGACUAAAGUAGAUUUUUUAUUGCAAAUUCUUAGUAGGGUGUACAAAAUUCUGAGAACGUGAAGAUAUUUUAUAAAUCUUACAAUAUAUGAGUUUUUGGGGUCGCUGAUUACAAAUCCGGUGUCAGUUUUCCAAAUUCAAAAUGGCGGAUCCAAUAUGGCAUAAUUAAAUUUUUUCAGAAUAAAAUCGAUGUGCAUUGUACCCUUUUCUAUUAAUCCUAAAAAUUUUAGCCCAAAAUAUUUUUUCAUUUUAGAGAAAGUUUUGGUUUUCGCAAAACACAUUUUCCCAUUCUAGGUAACGUUGGAGUUUCUUAAAUGCCGUUAAACAAAUGUAUCUUCAUACUCAUUCAUACUCAUCAAUUUUUUUAAUGAUGGUUUCUUAUAGUUUAAGGUCCUAAAAAUACAAUGCAACUAGUCCUCUAGGACAUCAGCAAGUCGUUUAAAUUAAAUUUUAAAAUUUCAUAUUUUUACUUUUGCAAAACAAAUUAUUUAUAACAAUAAGACUGAUGUUCAAAAAAUUAUUUAACCAUAAAAAUCGUAUUCAGCAUAAAAAAUACAUAAGAAACACUUAUCUAGGUCCUUUGAAAUAUUAAAUGUUUCAAGAAAUAUAUUUUAAUUAGUAGUAAGACUUAAAACGCGUUUUUCUCGAAAAGUUGAUUUUGGUCGAUAACACCGUUUUCUCAGACCCGGUCACAUAUAUUCAUACUUUUUUUCAAAUGACCUGAAAGAAUAAAAAUUUGUUUACAAUAAAAAAAAAUAAUAAUAAAUGAAAAUAUUAAUUUUUAAUAAACUUUAUUAAAAAUUAUUAUUUUUAAAAUAUAAAUUUAAAAAAAAUGUCGUUAAUAUUUAUCGAAAAUCGAAUCGAAAUAAUCGAAAGAAACUGAAACUUUUUAUUCUCUUAACAGAAUUUGUAAAAUUUAAUAAUUAUCAAAUUACACACCUCUGAAAAUAAGUCUGCAUUUAAAAACCAAUUAAGAAAAUACAAACAAUAAUAAAAAAUUAACAAUGAACAAUCUUUUUUAUGUUAAGUACAUAAAAAUUUAAUCUAUUUUAAGAGGUCGACUUAAUCUCCUUUGAUGUGGAAUCGACCAUGUAAAAAAUUGUAAACCUAUAUAUUCUUGUACAUAGAAUUAAUGUGUUAAUAGAAACUUUAUUUGUAGGCUCUUUUAAAAAAAAAGAAAAAGUUACGACUAGAUGCAGCUUUAGAUCAGUUUCCAGAAAGACUUCAUGCUCUUAGAGAAAUUAUGGCUUUACCAUUGCUACCGGCAAAUGAAAUUGAACGAGCUUUCAAUGAACUUGUAACUUCCUUAUCUGCUCCUACACGACGAAUUAUGGGGCCUCUUCUUCGUUACUACCGGCGACAAUGGUUAAGAAAAGUAACACCUCAAAUUUUUAGUGUUCAUAACCUUCGUAGGCGUACUAAUAAUAACAUCGAAUCAUAUCACAGAACAUUAAAAGACCGGUUCGGAUUGCAUUCAAACAUUUGGACUUUUAGUGAUAACCUUGUAAAAUAUCAAGCAUGCCUGGAAAUUGAUUUGAAGUCUCUUGAACGAGGUCACAACAGCAGACUGCCCAAAACAACGAAUGUUAUAAAAGACGCCCAAAUUUUAGAUGCCUGGAGACAACUUCACCAACCAGGAGGCCUAACAACAAAGCAGUUUUUACAAAAAUGUGUAAACAUCUUUAUCGACCCACUUGAAGCUUAUUUCAACGUAAACUUAAAUGACUAAAGGAUUUAAGUAAAGAUAAGAAGUUUGUUUAAAUGAAUGUAGGGUAAAUUUUAUUUUUCUUAAUAAUUGUUUAAGAUUUAAAAGCACACUCUAGAAAUUUGGAAUAAAGUCAAGAUAUUUGUUAAAAUAAGAUUCAUCAUGAGCUAAAAGUUCUGAACGUUCAAAUGAACAAAAAAAAUUUUUUCACUCCAUAAAUUAUUAAAAAUUAUAAUGAAAAUGUAAAAUAAAACAGUAAAUUAAACAAUUAUUAAAUAAAUAACACUUUUUUAGUUAUAUAAAACAAUAUUUUGUAAUACAAUUCGUACUUUUAAGUUAAAAAUUUCGUUCAUUUGAACGUUCAAAACUUUUGGCUCAUAAUUCAUCGGCAUGGUAG